AUGGGUUUGGAGAAGAAGUUAGACGUCCCGGUCUAUGAUCUCUCUCUGAUUCGGGGGAUGUGGGAGGUCCGGGUGAAGAAAUAUCGACACAAGCAGAAGAAGGAACAGGAGAGGAAAGAACAGAGCGCUCUCGCCAAGAUCGACCAGCAGUGGCAGUAUCGCAUCUACUGUAAGACCCUGAAAGCCACUGAACGCAAUCUGCUGCAUCAUUACCUGGAAAGAUCUACACUGACUGAUAUACAGCCGCACAUUGGUAAAUAUAUAGAUAGGUAGGUAGACGACGCACACCCAGAUCAGAAAGUCCAGCAGGAUCAGAAGGACCCAGAUCCGAGCACGCUAAUCUUCCAGCUGGAUGGAGAACAAUGGACGGACUUCCCCAAGGAGCUGCAGUGGAUGACUUAUCUGAAGGAAUGGCAUGUCAGAGGGACAAAGAUCCGCCAGCUGCCUGACUACAUGGCUCUGUUCACCCAGCUCACCGUGCUUGAGUUCCCUAAGAAUGCCAUUACAGAGCUGCCACCUGAGAUUGGUAAACUGACGGAGCUGAGGCAGCUGAACGUCAGCUACAACCAUCUCUCCAGAGUUCCUCCAGAGCUAGGAAACUGUGAAAACCUGGAGAGACUCGAACUCACAGGAAACCACAACCUGUCAGAGCUGCCGUUUGAGCUGAGUGACCUGAAGCAGCUGGUUCACCUGGACAUAGCGGAGAACAAGUUUGUGUCUAUACCCAUCUGUGCUCUGAGGAUGAGCAGCCUGCAGGUGCUGGACCUGAGCAACAACCAUCUGACCGAUCUGCCACAAGACAUGGACAGGUUGGAGCAGCUGGUCUCUCUGUUCGUCCAUAAAAACAACCUGUCGUAUCUCCCUAAGUCUCUCACCAACGUCUCCACACUCAAGAUGAUAGUUGUCAGUGGCGAUGAGCUCACCUGCGUCCCGACCAAACUGUGCAGCAACCCUGACAUCAAGUUUAUCCGAUUGUACGACAACCCUGCAAGUGAAGAGAAGAAGAAGAAAGAAGAGGAGAAGAAGAAGGAGGAACAGAAGGACCAGAGAAGGAGGUGGAGAGAGAAGGAAGAGGAGGUGAAGAAGGACAGCAGUGAGAAAGAGUUCAUCGAGGCGUACAUCAACACGCUGCAGGACAGAGACACUGUCCCCCACUCCACAACAAAAGUCUCCAUCUCAUGCCUGCUGUGA
This is a messenger RNA of Scomber japonicus (chub mackerel), 1191 nucleotides long. RefSeq names its product leucine rich repeat containing 2 (gene smim22). The transcript is spliced from 10 exons. Lineage: Eukaryota; Metazoa; Chordata; Actinopteri; Scombriformes; Scombridae. Gene Ontology annotation, molecular function: protein binding. The record is from RefSeq and is a predicted model, not a curated record.